AUGGCCGGGAUUCUCUUCUGGCUGUUGACCAUGACUACCGUCCUCAGCGUAACGUGCAAUGCCCUCAUCAUCUCCGGACGAUCACUGAAAAUGCCGGCCCUCGAGUUCUACGGACGAUCAAUGGCCUCCUUCGUCGCUCUCAUCAUAUGCGCAAUAUACGGCACGAUCGCGUCGGCAUGUCUCAACGUGGUGGGCUAUGGCGGCUUGGGACAAUGGACGACGGCGAAGGCGUUCAAGUACACGAUGCUGCUGUUCACGGGCAUCUGGAUGGAGAUACACGAUGAAAAGGACUGGUUGAACACAACACGCCCUGCUGUCCUUGUGGGCAACCACCAGACUGAGCUGGAUGUGCUCAUGCUGGGACAUGUCUUCCCGCCGUACUGCAGCGUGACGGCCAAGAAGAGUUUGAAGUAUUGGCCGUUCCUGGGCUGGUUCAUGGCGCUCAGUAAGACUGUCUUCAUCGAACGCGCCUCACGCGAACAAGCCGUCGCCGCCUUCGCCAAAGCCGCCGAACAGAUGCAUUCCGCCAAGCAGUCCGUCUUCAUCUUCCCAGAAGGCACCCGAUCCUACUACGACCACCCUGACCUCCUGCCCUUCAAGAAGGGCUGCUUCCAUCUUGCCGUCCAGGCCCAGGUGCCCAUCAUUCCCAUCGUGGUCGCCAACUACUCGAACGUCUUGAACGUCAAGCAGAAGAAGUUCGUUCCAGGGAGCAUACCAAUCAGAGUGCUAGAACCGAUUGAGACGAAGGGCAAGACUAAGGAAGACGUUGAUGCGUUGCUUGAGGAGACGAGGAGCAAGAUGUUGACAGCGCUGAAGGAGAUUACGGCGCAUGCUAGGAAGGAAGGCAUUGCGAUACCAGCUGAGCAGAGCAGUGGACGGAUGGCGAAUGGCGCAAGUACUGGAGUCGACAUCGCGAAGGCAUGA
Messenger RNA from Fulvia fulva, 924 nucleotides. RefSeq names its product 1-acyl-sn-glycerol-3-phosphate acyltransferase. Gene Ontology annotation, molecular function: 1-acylglycerol-3-phosphate O-acyltransferase activity. The coding region runs from base 1 to 924 and encodes 307 amino acids. The transcript is spliced from 2 exons. Gene Ontology annotation, cellular component: membrane; endoplasmic reticulum. Gene Ontology annotation, biological process: phosphatidic acid biosynthetic process. NCBI's taxonomy places the organism in Eukaryota, Fungi, Ascomycota, Dothideomycetes, Mycosphaerellales, Mycosphaerellaceae. The record is from RefSeq and is a predicted model, not a curated record.